Messenger RNA from Cyprinus carpio (common carp), 1861 nucleotides. RefSeq lists its product as uncharacterized. NCBI's taxonomy places the organism in Eukaryota, Metazoa, Chordata, Actinopteri, Cypriniformes, Cyprinidae. The record is from RefSeq and is a predicted model, not a curated record. The transcript has 2 exons. Bases 217 to 1134 code for a protein of 305 amino acids.
AACGCAGGCAGCUUAUGCUCUUCUGUGUCAGCCGCAACCCAAAGAUGCGCUGUUUUCUUUCAAAUCAAAGCGUGAAUACACGUAAAAAAUGUAUCCUUGUGGCGCGGCUGACACAGAAGGGCAUAAGAUGCCUAAGCUUAACUUGUGUAAUUACAAGACUUGAAGUUAAACAAUUUUAUUAAGAAUCAUUUGAAGUUAAGGUUAAUUUAACCUUACAUGAUUAACAUAUCAUAUUUCAAAGGAAAGUCAGUAAAGCAAAAGAUGUCAGGAAAGAAAAAACAGUACUCAAAGGAGAAGUUAAAGGAGGCAGCUGAGGAAGUAAAGGCAGGAGCAAGUUUAAGGGCAACAGCAAAAAAAAAGGGCAUUCCCCACAUCACUCUACAGGACUAUAUAAAAAAUAAAUAUGUCCACACCCCUCAACCUAAUUUGGCCCUGACACCUGGAGAGGAAGAGGUUCUCCUUUCCUUUAUAUUCUGGAUGUCAGACCAUGGCUUCCCAGUUACUAGAUCCCUUGUCAAGGUGCUGGCUGUUGGGAUCAUUAAGGAGAGAGGCAGAACCGAGACCACCACUGUAAACCUCGAGAAGGGGCCAAGUGAUGUGUGGUGGUCCAGGUUCAAGGCCCACCAUCCAGAAUUGGCCUCAAGGACAGCAGAUUCCCUGGACAGAGCCAGAGGCCAUCAAAGCGUUCUUCAGAGUGUACGAGGCCCUUUAUGUGAAGCACAAGCUGGAGAACAAGCCUCUAUAACUGUGAUGAGACUGGCUUUGGAGAAGCCUUGUUCCAGGGAGAAGGUCCUGAGCCAGAAUGGGAGGAAACAUGUAUAUCAACAGCAGCAGACGACCAGGGAGCACAUCACGGUCCACUGCUGUGUGAAUGCAGCCGGGGACAGCAUUCCACCCUUCAAGGCUGGCAUCUGUCCUCUGUCCAGGGCUGCUGUGGACACAACCCAGUUGGUGAGAGUGCUCCCAUCUGCAGAUGGUAGUGAGGCCACACCAUCCAUCACGUCACCUACCGACACAUCAACCAUCACUCAAACACCUUGUCCCACCUGUAACUUUAAUAGAGUGGCUAACAAAAAUGACCUGAUGGUGGCAGCAGGUGUAAUUUCAGAGGGUCUGGCAUGGAGGAGAAGGUGAGGCAUCACAUUCUGUUGCCAGCCCAUGUCAUCACCAGCGACGAGUACUUUGACCUGCUGGUAAAGAAGAAAACUGAGAAGGAAGAAAAGAAAGUGCAAGGAAGAGAUGGCACAGAAGAAGGAGGAAAAGAGACAAGCCCAGGAGGCAAAAGAAUCAGGCACCUCCUCCUACUGAAGAUGGAGAACACUGCGCUCUCUGUCGUAGAGUGAUCUCACCUGGCUCAGGAGAUGAGCCAUUGACGAGUGGGUCCAGUGUGAUCUGUGCUAUUUGUGAUCCAUCUAGAGUGUGCAGAAGUGGAGGAACUGCCAGACACUGACUGGCUUUGCCAUAAAUGUUGUUUGUCCACAUAAAAACAUAUUACACACACAAUGUAAAUAGUGCACAUAGAAUAAACGUUAAUUUCUAGUUAUGGUAUUUUUUAAUCAGUUUACUGUUCAAUGUAAAUAGUUGUAAACACACACCUGCAUCCUGAUCAUUUAUGUUUUGAAGGUUUCACAUUGGUUAAUCAUUAAAUAUUUUGAAUCAGUUCAAAUUGUUUGCCCUUCUUUGUCCUCAGAAAGAUAUGGUAACGUUUCACAUGGUUUAUGCUCAACUCACAUGGCAUAAUUAUUAUCACGACACAAUCAGGCCUACAGUGCUUUGCAAAUGUAUGCAUUUUUUUUCACGUUUUAUGUUGCUGCCUUUUGUUAACCUGCUUUAAAUUACUUUUUUCCCCCACAUCAAUCUG